AUGGCAUCCGAGCUUGAAGUAUUGAAACAGUGUAUCACUGAACUUGAAGCUAAGAAUGCCAAGCUUGAGGCUGAGAAUGCAGAGCUUAAGAAGGAGAAUACUGAGAUCCCCAAUCUUAGAAACAAGCUCUUAGUGUUUGAUGCUAAAAUAGCUGAACUUAAGCGCAGAAAUGCCAAGGCUCUAAGAGCAAAUAAGGAAAAUAAUGAGAGGUGUGAUGUUAAGGUAAAGAAAUUAGAAGCUAGGCUCGUGAUAGUGGAACAGAAUGAUAAGGAAGUGAUACCAGAGGUGUUACCAGAGAUAUCAGCACCUAAUAAUAACACAGACAACAAGUCAUCGGAAAAUAAGAAAACAGAUUUUUUCUUAGAUGAAGUGCACAAGAAAAAGGUUAGUAAUGAGAUUAGGCAGAGGAACAGAAAAAAGAAAUUAUUGCGUGAAUCAUCUACCAAGGACUUAUCUGAAGAUGUGAGUUUACUUAAUAAACCUCCCACCUCUUCUGUAACUCAGAACAAAGAAUCUCGAUCACAUAAGAAGAAAUUAGAAGCAGAAAAUAUUGUGCAGGAUGUAUUUGAUUUUACCAUGAAUGGGUCUGAGAAAAAACAGCUAGAAGCAGAGUUAUCAAGUUCAAAUGUAUUGCAAAAUAUAAACCACUUAUAUGAGAAUGCAUGUACUGCAGAAAAUGAAAAAGUAAAGGCUAAUCAGAACCCCAACACUGAAUUACCAGAUGAUCAAGAAGGCUCUAAUAUCGAUUCCGAAGAGAAGAUUUUGGAUGAUCAAACAGAUGCAUCGGAGAUGGUUUCAGCUGAGUCACCUCUUUCUAACCAUAAAGAAGAGAGUUUAUGGAAUGAUAUAAAAGGUGAAUGGGGUGCUGGUGACUAUUAUGAAAACUUUGUCAUCUCUUAUGUUGAGGAUUCUUUCAAUAACAACGAAGAUGAUGAUAAUGAUGGUAGAGGAUAUUGCCAAAAUAAAAGCGGACCCAUGGGAACCAUUAAAUCAUAUGAUAUGACAUAA
Molecule: messenger RNA, 1008 nt
Organism: Cetraspora pellucida
Lineage: Eukaryota; Fungi; Glomeromycota; Glomeromycetes; Diversisporales; Gigasporaceae
Source: the annotation of a GenBank genome assembly